Trichomonas vaginalis G3 is the source of this 288-nucleotide messenger RNA. Its product is annotated as ribonuclease inhibitor domain-containing protein. The transcript has a single exon. The coding region runs from base 1 to 288 and encodes 95 amino acids. The record is from RefSeq and is a predicted model, not a curated record. Lineage: Eukaryota; Parabasalia; Trichomonadida; Trichomonadidae.
AUGACCGAAAAGAUCGAAAUUAUUGAACAAAGAGCAUUCAUGCUAUGCAGAUCUCUUACCGAUGUAACAUUUUCUCCUCUUCUUACUACAUUAUCAGAAAAUUUAAUUUCAUUCACACCCUUCACGAAUUUAACAAUACCAGAAAAUGUUAAAAGGAUUGAAGCUCUUUGUUUCUAUAACUGUUUAUCUCUUCAAUAUCUUGAAUUCCUUGGAGAAAUUUCUUUUAUUGGCGAAAGUUUUAUUUCUAGAGACAAUCUUCUGACAACUGUAGAAUUGACAAUCUUCUGA